AGUCUACCCCUUAGCAGCAUUGCUGUAUUCAUUCUUACCCAAUUACAAUGCUCGCGCAUUUUCCUUCUCUUAAUCAACAUUUUAUUUAUUCUACACAGGGUCUAAAGAUGACUAUAGCCCAGCUAAGCAAGAGAGCAGAUCUGGUGUCCAUUGAUGCCUCUGAAGAUGACAAGAUAUCCGCUAUGGUCAUGCAGGCUGGACAGGAGUAUAACCCUUCAAGGUACAUCGACACAAGGCACUUGAAUCGCAAUGCCCCGCCCCCACGAAACUACAUAUGCCACCACUGCCACAAGGCUGGACACUUCAAGCACAGAUGUCCCCAUUUGAUUGCUGAUGAGGAUAAGAUGGUGUACGGAGGUCAGCGUUUGAUGAUGAAAUCUACCGCAGGCAUCCCAAGAUCUCGCAUGACGACACUUGAUAUUCCUUUAAAGGACCUGCAAGCCUACCUGAUUGGCAAGAAGGAGAAGCCACCAUUUGUCAAGAGCAACACACCAGAGCCUGAAGAAGAGCAACCAGAGGUUCCUGAUGAAUUGCUCUGUAAGCUGUGUCAGAACCUGAUGACUGAUGCUGUCCUCAUCCCCUGCUGUGGCAAUAGCUUCUGUGAUGAGUGUAUUAGGAACUCUCUACUAGAAACAGAUGAUCACAUAUGUCCUAUAUGCAAUGAACAGGAUGUUUCACCUAAUUCUCUUGUGCCAAAUCAACAACUCAGAAAGUCUGUGCUAAGCUUUCAGAACGAGACCAGCUACGUGCGACGUCCGAAAACCAAGCCUCAACCCCAGCCCCAAGCCAAGGAGGAAUCACCCCCUCCUCCACCCCCACCCCCUCCCCCGUCAACCUCUGCACCCUCCACAGAACACACACAGAGAAGUCAAAGCUCCUGGGAGGAUGACAGAUGGCACUCAAGGUCAAGGGACAGAGAUAGGAGUUAUGACGACAAUUACAAAGGAGAGAGUGGCUCUUAUUACAGAGGAAGAGGGAGAGGUUCAUAUAGACCGUACAACUCGCGUCCACACUACCACAGAAGCUAUGAGUAUGAUUAUGAGAGUAGGAGGUACAAAAAUGAGGAAUAUUCUGAACAAAAUAAUGAACAAUCACAUUCAAGUGAGUCGGGAAGAUAUGAACAAUAUCAUCAACCUCCAGCCCCACAGCAUCCUCCUCCUGCAACAUCACUUGCCCCUCCUGUAUCAUCACAUCAUCCGCCACCAGCUGGCUAUCAACAGUCUAUGCCACCUCCAGGGUAUCCACCAGCAGUUAGUCAAGCUGCUCCUGCAACUCCUAGCCAUCCACCUCCAACACUCCAACAUAUGCAACAACCGACAACUCAUCAGCCUCCUACAUUGAUGCAACAUCCAUCCCAACCUGGUCAGCAUCCACCACAACCUGCUCAACAACAUCCACAGCCAGGACAACAUCCACAACAGCCUGGUCAACAUCCACCACAACCUGGUCAACAUCCACAACAGCCUGUUCAACAUCCACAACAGCCUGGUCAACAUCCACCACAGACUGUUCAACAUCCACAACAACCUAGCCAACAUCCACAACAGCCUGGUCAACAUCCACAACAACCUAGCCAACAUCCACAACAGCCUGGUCAGCAGCCACUGCAACCUGGUCAGCAGCAACAGCCAGGUCAGCAUCCACCACAGCCAGGUCAACAUCCACCACAGCCUGGUCAACAUCCACCACAGCCUGGUCAACAUCCACAACAGCCAGGUCAGCAGCCACUGCAACCUGGUCAGCAGCAACAGCCAGGUCAACAUCCACCACAGCCUGGUCAACAUCCACAACAGCCUGUUCAACAUCCACCACAGCCAGGUCAGCAUCCACAACAGCCUGGUCAACAUCCUUCACAGCCUGGUCAACAUCCUUCACAGCCUGGUCAACAUCCUUCACAGCCUGGUCAACACCCACCACAGCCAGGACAACAUCCACCACAGCCAAGUCAACAUCCACCACAGCAAGGUCAGCAUCUCCCUCAACCUGUCCAACAACAAGCCAGUCACCCUCAGCAGCAAUCACAAGUAGGUCAGGCACAAGCUCCACCUCAGACUACUCAACCUUCACAUUCAGGUCCACCACAAACAAGCGUUGUGUACCAUGUUCCAGCUGGACACCAACCUCUUGCCAGUCAACCGUUGCCAGCUCACCAAACACCUCCUCACUCUUCUGGGGCUGUUGCUCAUUCACAAGCAGCACAUCCCACAUCUGUAUCUGCCUCGCUGUCCCACCAAUCUAUGAAUCAGCAGGUGACUUACACCGUAGCUGGUACAGUCCAGACCAGUGCUGCACCUUCAACUGUACACCAAGUACAUCAUACAGUGGUAUCUACUGCUCAGCCGCCACCAGCCGCUUCCCAAGGGGUCUCACAGCAUCCUGCCAACAUAGAUUUCAACAAACCCCCUCCAGGUCUGCAAGCUGGAGCUGCUCCUGUCAUCGUAGACUUCAGUAAGCCACCACCCAGUCUUGAUGUCGUCAAUAAGGCACCUCAAGCCGAAACUGCAGUAGUUGGAGCUUCUCAAGCACAUGUUGAACAAAGUUCAGCACUACCUGCAGCAGCAACAACUCAGCUUGAAGUUUCUUCUCAAGAAACCAAACCUCAAACUCAGUCCUCAAGUGAGUCUGGUGUGACAUCCGAUCAUCCAAAGACUGAAUCGCAAGCUGAUAAACCAGAGGAAACACAGGAUGAUGUUGCUGCAGAGAUGGAAAAGUUCUGUCAAGCUCAGCAAAGGAAACUGCGUGGUUCAUAUUCUAGGUCAAGAAGUUCUGGGUCAUGGAGUUCAAGCAGAUCACGGUCUAGAUCAGGUUCAUGGAGUUCUCGGUCUCGAUCGUGGUCCCGCUCAGGAUCCAGCAGAUCGUUUAGUGGAUCUCGGUCAUGGACGCGUUCAUCAUCCCGUUCACGCUCCCCACAACGCAGACCACACAGAAAUAGAUACAGAUCAAGAGAAAGAUCAUACUCUCCCAGACACCGUCAGAUGUCAAGAGAACGAUAUAUGCAGAGAGAUAGGCAGUACCAAAGAAGAAGGGAUUUCUCACGCUCACCUCCAUCAAGGAAUUUCUCGCGCUCACCGCCACCGGACUAUCGACGAAGAGGAAGAGGGAGAGGCAGGUUUUACAAUCAAAGAGGUUAUUCAUACCGAGGUAAUCAAAGGUACAGACCAAGAUUUCCGCGAUAUGAUGAUCGGAGUAGACAUUAUGACCAAUACGAUGAAAGAUUCAAUGAUCAACAACACUUUGAUAGGUAUCAUCCAAAUGCUCCUCCGGGUCAUCAUCCAGGUGGACCGCCUAAUGGGCCUCCAGGACAACACGGGCCACCACAUGGCCCACCACAUGGCCCACCACAUGGCCCACCACAUGGCCCACCUGGUCCUCGGGGACCUCCAAAUGCCCCACCAGGUUUCCCACCCAUGCCUCCACAAGGGCCUCCUCACGAUCAUAAACAAGGUCCUCCACCAAAUUCUCAACAGCAGGGUCCUCCGCAAGGUCCACCACUCAUGCCUCCAGCUGGACUUCUCCACCCAUUACCUCCACCACCACUUUUACCACCUCCUCCCUUAAACCCCCCACCUGGUGUCCCUCAACAAGGCCUGCCUCCACCAGGUUUACCUCCACCUGGUUUGCCUCCACCAGGUCUACCUCCACCGGGCUUGCCUCCUCCUCCAAACUUUCCUCCAUUCAAUCCAGACCAUCCAGAAUUCAGAGGGCCACCUCCUCGACCAUUUGGAGACUAUCCCUUUGAUCCUCGAUAUGAUGAUAGGAGGGAUGAAAGAAGGGAUGAUAGAAGGGACGACCCAUACUGGGGACAUUCUAGAGAUUCUAGGUAUCCACCAGACCACCAGUACCCUCAUCCUAACGGACCACAACCUGCAUAUGCUGAUGAAGAUCCUCAUAAUAGAGAGUAUAGACAUAGAGAUCGUAGAGGAAGAGACCAUGACAGGAAUAAAAAUAGAAGUAGAAGUAUAGACAGGAAAGCCAAAGACAAAGAGAGGAAAUCUGAAGAUCUAAAGGAGAAGGAGAAAAAUGAAGAACGCAAAUCAAAGUCUCGCCAUGCCAGUGAAGAAAAAGAGUCAGGAGACAGGAGAGGUACUCCGAAAGAAGAGUCUGCUCAAAAGGAUCAGUUGACAAAAGAUGGUAACCGGUCUAAAGACAGAGAAAAGAGACUUGAACAAGACAAAGAAAGAAAAGGUGACAGUAGAGAAGUUAAAAAUGAGCAAGAAAGGGGUAAAGAUGCAGCCAGUGACAGGGGACAGGAUAGAGAACGUGAAAGGGAUCGGGACCAUGAAAGAGACAGAGACAGGGGGAGAGAUCGAGAUCAUGGCAGGGAUAGAGAACGGGAUCCUGGAAGAGUUCGAGAUGAAGAAAGACACAGAGAUCGCGAAAGAGAUUACAGACAUGAAAAGGAUCGGUUGCCUGAAGUGGAUCAGGAACGCUAUGACAGUGAAAAGGCAAGAUGGGAACCUGAAAGACGAAACCACGACAGGGAGCGGUAUGACAGAGAAAGGAUCAGAUAUGACAAUGAUCGUGGUUAUGAAAGAGGCUAUGAUCGGGAAAGGGAAAGGUAUCCUGACAGAGACAACAGAGACAGACACAGGGAAAGGGAAGUUGAUCGAGAUAGAGAAAGACCAUAUGAUGACAGGGAGAGGGACAGUCGUCGAGAUGGAGACAGAGAUCGCCAAAGAGAAUAUGAUAGAGAAAGGGAAGAUGAUCGAGACAGAGAAAGAUACUCUGAUCGAGACAGAGGACAGGACCACGAAAGGGAAAGAGACAGUGAUAGACAUAAGGAGAAAUAUAGGAGCAAGGAGAAUUCAGAGGAUCAUGAAAGGCACAAGAGAAGGGAUACUGAUUUGGAAAGGCAUAGAAGGACAGAAAGGGACUAUGACAUGGAACGUGAAGAAAGAGUAAGGCAUGAACAAAUAGGUGAUGAAAAGUACUUUGAAGAAAGGGAAAGGGACAAGGAAUCCAGGCACAGACAUAAGCGUAAACAUCGAGACAGGAGGAGUCAAGAAAGUGAACAUGCAAGGAGUGAUGAUGAGAAAGAAUCUAGAACAUCAGUGGACCACUCAAAGAGUCCGAGCAAAGAAGAUCAUUCUGAUAAAGAGAGUAACAAAGACAAGGAUGCUUCUAAAGAAUCUAAGCAAGAACCUGAAAUGAAAAAGACAAAGAAGAAAAAGAAGCAGAAGGAGACAGAGGGAAAAACCAAAAAAAUUAAAAAGCAUAAGAUUAAGACUGAGAAUGAUAAGGGUAAGCAGUCAGACAACGAAGAGCCACCUGAGAAAGAAAAGAAGGUCAAGAAAACAAAAAAAGUAAAAGAUGCUGAAAAAGAAUCAAGUGAACCAAAAGUUAAAAAGUUAAAGAAAAAGAAGCCCAAAUCUGUUGUUGUUAGUGAUGAUCCUGAUAAAAGUGCUGUGAAGAAUUCUGUCAAAUCAGCAGUGAAUAUUGUGGACUAUUCGAGCACUAGUUCUACAGCAUUGAGUCCGAAGUCUAAAGUCCCAAUACAGGAUUCGCCCUUACCCAAAGGCUCCAAACUUGAGGGUCGACUUGGAGCAACAGUUGGUGAUAGCAGGCGUGUUGUCGUUGGAAGAUCCCCAGAAAGAGUCAGAGAGAAAUCUCCAUCCAGACAUGCAAGUAGCAAGUCUUUCAAGAGAACUGUGAAACAGGUUAAAUCUAAAUCCAUCAGAAUAAAGGAAGAGAACAUGGAAGAAGAGGAAUUGGACGAAAGCGAAAAAGUCAAAGAAAAGCCAAAGAAGACGAAGGCUAAGGUGAAGAAGGAGAAGUCCAAGCAGCUGAAACGCAAAAGCAGUGAUGACAAGCUCAAGACAGAACACAUUAAGAAGAUAAAGGUUGAGAAAGAAGAGAAUAGUGAUGAGGAUACUAAAAUAAGUCUCGAGAAGAUUCCAAUAAAAGAAGAAAGGAUGGAUAGGAGUGAGGAAAAAGUAGAAAUCAAAUCAAAAGAGAAGAUUAAAGAGGAAAGGCAAGAUGAAGAUGAACCAAAGAAGGUCAAGAUGGAAAAGAGUCCAGUUGAUGACCAGAAGGAGACCAGUACUACUGAGAAGAAGGCAGGCAGCCCCAGUGAGGUCAAGAAGUCUGGAACAUUAAUAGACAUUGGUCAUGAUGAGGAGACAUUUGAUCCUGACUAUGAAGAGGAUGCUGAAGACAUGGAUCACCAUGAGGUUAGGAAACCAAGACCAAGUGUUGGUGAGGAGGACUCAGACCAUUCCACACAAAGCGAGGAAGAAGAAGAGGAGGAGGAAGAUGAAGAGGAAGACGAUUCAGCAAGCCCUGAGGACAGCCCAGUGAAAAAGAGCCACAAGAAACAUCGCAAACACAAGAAGCAUCACAAGAAACACAAGAAAAGUAGCAGUAGCAGUAAGAGGCAUGAAGAUGGGGAGAAGAAAUCAUCAUCACAUAGGCAUAAACAAAAGAAAUCCAAGAAGUCAAAAAAGAGUAGUAAAUAGUCUUGUUGUUUUUUCUACAUUUUUUAUGCAAGUUCUACUAAUCAUGGUCAAGUUCUACUUUAUAGAAUCAACCAAGGACUAUUGAAAUAGUACUUAUUUUAUACCAAAUUAAGAAGGACUAUCAAAUUCAAGUCUUUUCUCUUUAGAUCCAUUUAAAUUGCCCUCUGUGCUUAGACUAUGAUUUUUCACCAGCUGGUGGUUAAAUACAUGCACAAAAAAAUCAAAUCUAUGGAAGUCUAAAAAUCAAAUUAACUGAAUUGAAGAAAAAAAAAUAAGAAGGGGACUAUUUUAUGCCCAGGUUUUAUUUGCAAUCAACAUGCAAUCAACAUGUAGUGGAUGUUACCAUGGCCCUGGGAAGCAGGGGUGCUGGGGGUGCUGAAACACCCACAAGAUUUUCCCUGGGGGUGCUGCAUGUAUUAUUUUCCAUUGGCAGCACCCCCAUGAAUUUUGGUAGGUGUUAAAAAAUUGAGAAAUGUAAGCAAAAUAACCAAUAUUUUGUAGUGAAAACCUUUUUUGUUGGGGGGGGGGGGGCUUGUCAAAUUUCUCAGGAAAGAAAUAGCCUUCAUUUUGUGGUAAAAACCCAUUUUUUUUCCUUGUCAAAUUUACAUCAGCACCCCCAGUUAAAAAUCGUUCCCCGGGCCUUGGAUGUUAAUCAUGAUUUUUUUUUUCUCUCAAACAAACCUCAAUCACAUUUUUAUUUACUAUUAUUAAUAUGAAGUGCAUUUGCCUUGUGCUACUCAUGCCAUUGAGGUCUGAUAGGAUCGGUGAACAUUUUUUGUUCGCCCAAUAUAUAUUAUUGUACAACGCCUACUUAGCUUGUUGUACGCGAGCAAAUGGGAGGCUGAAUGUCAAACAUUCGUACCGUUGCACUGCGUUGCACACACGACGUACCAUCCAAAAUGUACCGUCCAAAAUGUACCGUUGCACGGCUUUAGGAGGUGACGUCACAAUACGAUUCAAUUCAUUGCGCUCGGUAAAAAUGCAGGUGCAAUACGCGUAUAGCCUGCUGGCUAAAUGCGCAAUGCUGCCCGAGGUGUUCGCUUGUGUGGGAUUUUGCUUUUCGCUUUCCAUAUUUUUGCUCCCUUUUGAUAGAUUACUGCAGGAAAUUUUUUUUUUUCCCAUAAAUUCGCUUAACUCCGAGGCGUUGUACAACACAAAUAGCGAAUAUUCUUAUUCGUGCAAUGGUGCGAGAUUUCGCAUUCGGUGAAAGUAAGAAACACUCUAUUCAACUCGGCUCACGCCUUGUUGAAUAGAGCAUCUUUCUUUCACCUCAUGCGAAAUCUCGCACCAUCGCACUCAUGCCUAUUCGCUAUUUGUAUAAUAAUGUACAGUCAAACUUGCCUGUAACAAAUCUUGUUGGGACAGAUUAUUGUAGUAUUGACUUGUAUAUCCAACAAAGUUUGACUAUAAUAGAUGAUUGAAGAGAGAGGUACCGACUCAUGAUUUCUGCAGACUUUAGGCUCAUUCAGAAUUGACAUUUCAAAGCUCAGCAAUGAAGCUUGACAACAAAAUUGUAAACGAAUUGAAAUAUGAGGCAUUCAGAAUGUUACAGGGCCUCCCCCCAAAAAAAAAGAAAGAAAAAGAAACUACAAUGUCUGAACUGUAAUCGUUAUGUCAUAGGUUUUGUCCACUCAACUUUAGAUGAUUUCCUAAUUUAUGGCAACCAUAGACAAGAAGUUUCAUUCAAUUCUAAAUAUUUGUUGUAUUUUUUAUGUGAUGCAUAUACAGAAAAUGAUGUUAUGACAAAAUCAUAUACAGGAUUGAAACUAUAUGGACAUUGUAUGUUUUAAAAAGGCAGAAAAGUAAAAUGAAUAUAUUUAUUAAUUACCAAUAUUUGGUGUGAUGGCCGAAAUAAGUGGACCUCUAAAUUGUAGUGUUAGAUGGUUUUUGUGUUUGUAAAGCAGAUGGGUUAUUGUGCUAUGAUUUUUUUUUGUGUGUUCCAAUUAUGUCCACAUGAAAUUUCGAACAAUUUAAGGGUGUUUCCUGAAUAUAUUGAAGAAUCAAUUUGAUCGCUCUUGAAAAUGGGUCUUUUUCAUUUUCACUAUUUUUGUUUGUUUUGUAUUAUUCAAGGUUUUGUGCAAUGAGUUUGAAUUUUAUACCUUGCAAAAUUGCUAAUAGCAAAGCACAAUAUUUCUUGUACAUAAAUUUCUUCUUUCUCUUUAUUACAACAUGAUUCUUUCCUUAAUUCAAUUUGCAUAUUUUUUUGUCUUUGAAAAUGCAAUCUCCAUCACUGUCUUGCAUCCCCUUAAAAAGAAGCAAUUGCUAAGUACACUGAAUAUAUUUUUUCUUCAUUUUCAGUAUUGAUAUGCAAACAUUUGUAUGAACUUAAAGAGGUUUUUGCAUUAUAGGAAAUGCUCAUAAAUAAUGAAGUUUUUACUUCAGCUGUUUUCAUAUCCACCCGAUCACAUAAAAUACCACCUUAUUUUUUAUCAAGAAUUCUAGUUCCAUCAGAAAGUCCUUGGUGUUUUACAAGCGUUAAAGCAAAGCACAUGUACUUGUAAUAUCCCUUUUGAAAAUGCCACAGGAUAGUAGGUUCUUUAUGGAAUUAGGAGAAAUUUCACAGGGAUAUAUGCAGGCAGUGUGAAAGCAAAACAUUUAGCAUCUAUUAUCUAAGACAAGAAGAAUGUACAUUAUUAUUUACAGGAAUGCGAGUUGAAGUAUGAUAAUUUACAAGAGCUUACUCUGGAUCAAUUGGAUGUGAACAUGGGAAUUAAUAUUGCCUUUUUUAGGCUUUAAUAAAUCAUGCAAUUUACAGGUAUUUUAUGAUCUGGUGGAUAUGAAAGCAGUUGAUGUGGUAGAGAUGAUGCUACAUCAUCAAUGACAGGUGUCCAAUGGAAUUAUUGUUCUUCAAAUCAAGCUUUUAAACUUGAAAAGAAACAUCACAGUCUAAAAAAAAUAGAAUUAGAGCUGAGAGCUGGAUUUCUUUUUGUAUGCUGUGCUACUAUUUAUGUGUUUUUCUAUUUUGGGAUAGGGUUUGCAUUACAUCCUCCAUUAUGAUUUUUUUUUUAAAGUAUUACGGGAAAAAAGGCAAAAAUAUGGAAAAGGGAAGGAAAGAAGAGUAUAUAAAGAGGUCUUGGUUGUUAAUUCCCACGUAUUCAGUUGAAAAAUGAAAUAAAAAUACUUUGUCUGGCACCAUUCGUUUUAAUCCAAUAUUUACUUUUCUUUUUCAAUUUACUUUAAUUUUUGAUAUUUCCAUAUCAUUGCGAUGUUAACCUUAUUUUUUUGCACACCACAAUAUGCUUACAAAACAAAUAUAUGCUGUCACAGUUUUAAACCUUGUUGAAUGUCAAAACUUUAUAUCAUCUUCACUCAUUUUCCAUAAGUGUGUCUCUUGUUUUCGAGAAAACUUUGGGUUUUUUUUUUCAAAUUGAAUGUACAACUUAACAGUGCAUAUUAUCUCCAUGGUGCAAGAAGAAAUUAUUAUAUUAUGUAUGCCUUAUGUAACAUAACAGGAAAAAAAUCUGCUGUAUGAGUUGUAAAUAUUUAUCAGGUGUUUCUUCCAAAUCAAAAAUCAAAAUCUGAAAGAUUUGUGUUUUAAUAUUUUUUGCAUCUAUAGCUUUUGCAAAUGGGUACUAACUGUACUAUGUACAUAGAGAAAAUUAUUUGUUCAGUUUGUAUAUAAUUUCUGAAAAUAAAGAAACAUUAAUUUAA
Molecule: messenger RNA, 10106 nt
Organism: Lytechinus pictus (painted urchin)
Lineage: Eukaryota; Metazoa; Echinodermata; Echinoidea; Temnopleuroida; Toxopneustidae
Product: E3 ubiquitin-protein ligase RBBP6-like
Exons: 11
Coding region: 48-6455 (2135 amino acids)
Biological process (GO): ubiquitin-dependent protein catabolic process; protein ubiquitination
Cellular component (GO): nucleus
Molecular function (GO): nucleic acid binding; zinc ion binding; ubiquitin protein ligase activity
Source: RefSeq, a predicted model, not a curated record